This is a messenger RNA of Dictyostelium discoideum AX4, 159 nucleotides long. RefSeq lists its product as hypothetical. The transcript has 2 exons. The record is from RefSeq and is a predicted model, not a curated record. Lineage: Eukaryota; Evosea; Eumycetozoa; Dictyosteliales; Dictyosteliaceae. The coding region runs from base 1 to 159 and encodes 52 amino acids.
AUGAAAAAAAAAAAAAAAAAAAAAAAAAGGAAGUACAUUUUUUUUGGUGUCAUCUAUCGAAGUCCAAUAUAUAUGGCUAUAUUUGAUGAUUUAAUACGAUUAGAAAGGUUUCAGAUAAAUAAUAGAAAGCCAUUAUUAUUAUUGUUAUUAAGUUACUAA